GAACUCCUUGUCAAGGCUCUAAGCAAAAGGCAGCAGUGGGUUUUCCUGCAGAACUGCCACCUGGCAGCAGCAUUUAUGCCACAGCUUUGUGCCAUUGUGGAGUCAUUUAACAGGCCAGAUGUAACCAUAGACCCUGAAUUUAGGCUAUGGUUAAGCUCCAAGUCAGACAGUUCCUUCCCAAUUCCUAUUCUUCAAAAGGGUGUAAAGGUUGCUGUGGAGCUUCCCCAGGGACUGAAAAGCAACUUGCUCCAGAUGUUUGGAUACAGUGGUGGUGGAGAGGUGACAGAAGAGAUAUUUGAAAAUCCUGACUAUGGACAGUGGUGGAAAAAACUUUUAUUCAGCCUGUGCUUUUUCAAUGCUGUGAUCAAUGAGAGAAAAAAUUAUGGCACCCUGUGCUGGAAUAUAGCUUAUAAAUUCAUUUCUUCAGACUUGGAGGUUUCCAUCAAGGUGCUGGCCAGCGUGCUGCAGAGGCAUGCGGACCUGCCAUGGGAGCAGCUGCGCUGCCUGGUCGGGGAGGUGGUCUACGGUGGCCGCAUCACCGACCCCUGGGACAGACGGUGCCUGGACACACUGCUCUGCAGGUUCUGCAACCCAGAGGUGCUGAGAGAUGACUUCACCUUCUCCGGUGAGACCUGAGCAAAGCCCUGACAUGCUGGUGAUGGAAAUCCUGUGUGA
Molecule: messenger RNA, 675 nt
Organism: Fukomys damarensis (Damara mole-rat)
Lineage: Eukaryota; Metazoa; Chordata; Mammalia; Rodentia; Bathyergidae
Product: dynein heavy chain 6, axonemal-like
Exons: 5
Coding region: 76-636 (186 amino acids)
Biological process (GO): microtubule-based movement
Cellular component (GO): dynein complex
Molecular function (GO): dynein intermediate chain binding; dynein light intermediate chain binding; minus-end-directed microtubule motor activity
Source: RefSeq, a predicted model, not a curated record